AUGUCCAUGCCUGGAGUACCCCUUUUGAGCAAUGCCGACCGUCUCCCGUUCACCGACGAGAGGACGUUUGUGCUGGAGCUGCUGCAGCCCGCCCUGCUCUCUGCAACGCAGAACCUUCUCACCGAGGGCCUGCUGCAAGACGGGGACAUCAUCCAGCGGGCGAUGAAGCAGGAUGAAGACCUGCUCAGUGGCAACAUCGCACAGGACGAGCUGCGGAUCUCGCACCACUCCUCCUCGUUCAGGGUCUCGCAGUUCCACUUCGACCACUUUGUUGUCUCGAUAUAUCAGCACCUGCGUGCGGAUUACGAGCAGCGCGUGUCGAAGCUACAGCAGCUCCUGGGCAACCCCACGACGAGCAAGAACAUCAUCAACAUCGUUCAGGCCUUCAGCAUCAUCGCCUUUCUGCAUCACGACAGCCGCACGCAUCACUUCAGCGACGUCGGGGUGAGCAACUACCCGCCCUCUGUCUGGUUGCGGUACUGGGACAUCCUGCAGAACGACAGGCUGAACUACCGCAAGUUCAUCGUGCAGUACUUUUUCACGAUGCUGAGCUCCCGAUGCAAGAACGGGGUGCAGAGGGUCUACGCCAAGGCGUUUGCCGACUACCUCUUCGAUCUCGGCUACAAGGUUGUCGAGGAGCGCUACAAUCGGUAUCUGUACAUGGACCAGGAGGUCUACUUCCCGAUGGUCUGUGAUCUGCAGCGCGCGUUCCUGAGGGGCGAGAGCGAGGUUGGGUUCUGGCAGCAUCUCGGCCGCUGCAAGUGCCACGGCGACGGAGUGACCAAGGAGCUGAUGCGCAUCGCCGCAAGCGAUGCCUACCCGCUCUCGAUCAAGAUUGCGAUCGUCACGUAUCUCUCCUGGACGCACGGCUUCCCCUUUGUGAACUACCUCCCCAACAAGCAGCAGUUCAACAACGCCCGCUCUCACAGGUCCUGGUCGCUUGAGGUCUUGGAAAGAUCCAAGGAGACCUUCAGCAAGCAGAUUGCCAGCCGCGUGCAAGGAGCGGCAUUUGACUGCGACCGCAUCAGCGCCUUCUUGUUCAGGCACCUGACCUUUUUGCACACCGCAGAGUACCUCAUGGCGAACAAUGGCAACGUCUGCAUCCUCUGUGUUGACAACAAGAAGUGUGAUCUCUGCAUGCGCUAG
Messenger RNA from Guillardia theta CCMP2712, 1146 nucleotides. RefSeq lists its product as hypothetical. Bases 1 to 1146 code for a protein of 381 amino acids. Lineage: Eukaryota; Cryptophyceae; Pyrenomonadales; Geminigeraceae. The transcript has a single exon. The record is from RefSeq and is a predicted model, not a curated record.